CACCCACUUGCCCAAUACGAAUAGGAGAGAGAAGGUAGAGAGAGAAAGAGAGAGGAGAGCGAGAGGUAGAGAGAGGAAUUUCAUUUUUGGUCCUUUUUCUGCUUGUUUUUGCUCCUGAAGCAUCUCCUACUUGCAGAAGAGUCCGUCCGUACAUAUAAAAGCUUAGGGUUUUAAGGCGGCUCAGAGAGACAAAACGAUUAGGAUUCGCGUCGUUUUUUUCUUCGAAUCUAUGAUUUGGGAUAAAUCUAGGGUUUCAGUUUUCCUCCCCAUUUUCGUUCGUCCCGGGAAUUGAAAAAUCAUAGCUCCAGUGAUUUUUCAGAAAAUAUAUGAUAGAAAAAAACAGAAAAAUUAGGGAGAAAUUUUGUAGUUUUGUUCUUUAUAUGAGAUAAAUUAGGGUUUCGAAUUUGAUGGACGAGAUCUGGGAGCGAGCCGUUGAGACAGCGCUAGAGGGCCAGACUGACCACGCCGCCGCUCGAGCCCUAACCCUUGACGGUGCCGUUAAGUGUGUCCAGGGUCGCCUGCCCCCUCCGAGCCUUCUAGAGAAGUUCCAGAACCUUCAGCACCUCUCAAUCGCAAACGUCGGCGUUUCGUCCCUGGAGCAGUUCCCGAGGCUCCGAAAUCUCCAGAAGCUCAUCCUCUCUGAUAACAGAAUCGCCGGCGGCCUUGAAUUCCUCGUCGAAGCCGGACUCGACUCGCUGAGGGAUCUCGACCUCUCAAACAAUCGGAUUCCAGUCGAGGAUCUCGCGCCGCUAGCGCAGCUGAGGCUCGUCUCGCUUGAUCUGUAUGAGUGUCCGGUCACGCACGUCAAGGAUUAUCGAUCUAGGGUUUUUGGAUUGAUUAAAUCGUUGAAGUAUUUGGAUAAGAUGGACGCGGAUGAGAACGAGAGGCCGGAAUCUGAUGAUGAGGAGGAGGAUGAAGAGGACGAGGAGGAUGAUCCUGGGAGUGGUGAAAUUGACGGGGAGGAGCGGCCGUUUGAGAUGACCAAUGGGCACAGUGAGGCGGUUGAGGGAGUUGUGGAUGUUGAUGAGGAUGAAGAGAGUGAUGCGGAUGAGGAGGAGACGGUGACUGCGGGGAGAGUGAACGGAGUGAAUCACCCGGCUGAGAACGGCUUCCGGUUUGCUGCGACUGGUGAAGAUGGCGAUGAGGAUGAGGAGGAGCCCGAUGAGGAUGAUGAGAAUGAUUCUGGUGAAGAAAUCGAUGAGGAUGGCGAGGAUGACGAUGUGGUGGAAGUUCAUGAGAUUGAGGAUAGUGAUGAUGAGGAAGAUGGGGUUGAGUAUGAUGAGGAUGAUGAUGACGACGAUGAUGAUGAUGACGAGGAAGAGGAGGUGGACAAUGAUGAAGGGGAUUUGGCAGAGCCGGAGAGUACAGGGCGGUUGACGAGCAUGGAGGGAGAGAUUGAUGGGCAUGAGCAAGGGGAGGAUGAUGAUGCAGAUGAAGACGAUAAUGGCGAGACCGGAGAGGAAGAGCAGUUAGUAGAGGAAGAUGGAGAGUUUGAGGAUGAGGAUGGUGAUGAAGAGGAAGAGGACUAUGGUGCAGGUUACUUGGUUCAACCGGUAGCACAGGCAGAGGAAGAAGAUGCUGGGGGCAGUGACAUGGACCCCGGGAAUGAAGAAGGAGAUGGCGAAGAGGAAGAAGUGGAAGACGAAAAAGAUGACGAAGUUGAGGUGCUACCCCCCUCGUCGUCAUCGCAACUCAAGCGGAAGAGAGACGGAGAUGCAGAUUCAGACGACAAUGGAGAGGACGACGAGGAAGAUGAUGACGUGGUUGAGUACAGCAAGUCUUCGAAGAAGCAUCGUUGACAGAGAGUCAGUAAUCAUCAAUCUGGUGACAGUAUUUAAUGUUUUUGUUGAUGGUGUUUUGCUGUCUUAGUUUGGAAAAACAGAGAAACCUCGUAGAGAGAGAUUAGAUUAGAUUUGGUUGGUUGGUUGGUUGGUUGUUAAUAGACUUGGAUUUUCCUGAGAUGUUGGACAAACAACAUAUAUAAAAUGUUAAGGAUGUUUAAAAAGUCGUUGGUGAACCAUGUAGCCGUUGCUGGAUGUUAUUCAAAUGACAGUUAUGCGGGGUUCUUGUUUGGGAUGGAAGGAGGGAAGAGCAAUUGGAGAGUUGGAGGGAAAAAAAAGACUUGAAAAAUUGUUGUUUUUUUGAUAUGUGUUCGUUUGUCCAACCAGGUCGUCGUUUAAAAAAAAAAAAAAAAAAUGGUGGGGAGGGGAUUGUAAAAACUCUGUAGAUGGUCCUUGUAUCUCUUUGUAUAUUAUGUUGGCAUUUAGGCUUCGAGUCUUGGUA
Messenger RNA from Pyrus x bretschneideri (Chinese white pear), 2283 nucleotides. Its product is annotated as acidic leucine-rich nuclear phosphoprotein 32-related protein. Gene Ontology annotation, cellular component: nucleus. Gene Ontology annotation, molecular function: histone binding. NCBI's taxonomy places the organism in Eukaryota, Viridiplantae, Streptophyta, Magnoliopsida, Rosales, Rosaceae. The record is from RefSeq and is a predicted model, not a curated record.